Molecule: messenger RNA, 3446 nt
Organism: Nycticebus coucang (slow loris)
Lineage: Eukaryota; Metazoa; Chordata; Mammalia; Primates; Lorisidae
Gene: CLVS1
Product: clavesin 1
Exons: 6
Coding region: 328-1392 (354 amino acids)
Cellular component (GO): membrane
Molecular function (GO): phosphatidylinositol bisphosphate binding
Source: RefSeq, a predicted model, not a curated record
UCGGGCGCACACGCCUCCUACCAAAACCACAGCCCGGUGUGCAACCGAGCUCUCAUUCACAGCUUUCUAGAGAAAUCUGAGCCCGACCUGCCAGAAUAGGGGAUCUCACCCGCCCAGUUCAGCAGCGAGACACCUGCAGAAGCACAUUCCCAAAGCCAGGCUGGGCGGCCAUGUGAAGUAAGCCAUGGCCUCGGUUUUGCUUCUCUUUUGGAUGGCCACCACCACGUAGGGCCUGACUGUGGAAGAAGACCCUGUCUUUGCCUGUUCUGGUGGCAGUUUGGAAAACAACUGUUGAAUGGGCUACGGUUUCAGCAGACCAUCAGGUGAAUGGGACCAGUCUCUCUUCUUCCAAAAUAUCAGAAAUUAAGCACUUGCAAAGGAGAUUUGGCCAAGAUGACCCAUUUACAGGCUGGGCUCAGCCCAGAGACUAUAGAGAAAGCACGCCUGGAAUUGAAUGAAAACGCAGACAUUUUACAUCAGGAUAUCCAGCAAGUCAGGGACAUGAUCAUCACCAGGCCUGACAUUGGGUUUUUACGUACAGAUGAUGCCUUCAUCCUGAGAUUUCUUCGAGCCAGGAAGUUUCACCAAGCAGAUGCCUUUAGACUCCUGGCCCAGUACUUCCAGUACCGCCAGUUAAACCUGGACAUGUUUAAAAACUUCAAGGCGGAUGAUCCCGGCAUUAAGAGGGCUCUGAUUGAUGGGUUCCCUGGGGUGCUGGAAAACCGUGACCACUACGGCAGGAAGAUUCUUCUGCUGUUUGCAGCCAAUUGGGAUCAGAGUAGGAACUCCUUCACAGACAUUCUCCGCGCCAUACUGCUGUCCCUGGAAGUCCUCAUUGAAGACCCAGAACUUCAGAUAAAUGGCUUCAUUUUAAUUAUAGACUGGAGUAAUUUUUCCUUCAAGCAAGCCUCCAAACUGACACCUUCAAUCCUUAAACUGGCCAUUGAAGGAUUGCAGGACAGCUUUCCUGCCCGCUUUGGAGGAGUCCACUUUGUCAACCAGCCCUGGUACAUUCAUGCCCUGUACACGCUUAUCAAGCCAUUCCUCAAAGACAAGACCAGGAAACGGAUUUUCCUGCAUGGAAACAAUUUAAACAGCCUUCACCAGCUAAUACACCCUGAAUUUUUGCCCUCUGAAUUUGGAGGAACCCUUCCUCCUUAUGACAUGGGAACUUGGGCCCGGACGUUACUUGGUCCCGACUACAGCGAUGAAAAUGACUAUACUCACACCUCCUAUAAUGCAAUGCACGUGAAGCACACGUCCUCCAACCUGGAGAGGGAAUGCUCACCCAAGCCAAUGAAAAGGUCUCAGUCUGUGGUGGAAGCGGGGACCCUGAAACAUGAGAAGAAGGGCGAGAAUGACAACACACAGCCGCUGCUGGCUCUGGACUGAACCCGGAGCCUCCCACUGCCCCUGCGCAUCGGCCUUCAGUGCAUCAGCCACCAGGGAGCUCAUGUGCACCUGACCCCCAGCCACGCGCGUCCCACUUGACAUGAGGUCCUCCACACCUGACCCCGAGCAAUGACUGUCACCAGCCAGCAGUCUGAGCAGCCAGAGUUGGACAAAGACUUGAGAGAUACUUUCUUUUUCAGUGAGAGGACAGGAGGAUGAUGCAAGGCAUUUAUAUAAAUAAAGAUUCUCCUUUCCUCCAUAUUUAUGGUAUUAAAAGAAUUAAAAAAAAACGAAAAACUAGUUUGGAUGCACACGCUGCAUUACGACAAGGUAUCACACAGGGACCCUCUCCAGUUUUUUAAAAUUAAGACUAGAUGCAUUUCCAAGUAAAUACAUCAGCGUUAAACUGCGCAGACACAACUGUCAAGUUCAAUGUAAAGCAAAGCCCUGAGACAAUAGUAUCUCCAGUAAUUUCCAUUCUUAUCGAAUUAUUUUCUUUGACCUCAUCACCAGCAUCAAACUGCUCAGACCAAGAGCAUGUUCUCAUAGGUCUGGCUAUUUGCAGAGUUUGCUUAUUUUGUUAUCCUGCACAAAAGGAUUUUGACAUCACAUAUUUUGUCCAAUAUCAUGACUUUAAAAGAAAAAACAUACUCCUGGAAAUAUGAUUAUUCCAUCUUAGCAACGUGAGUUCCCACAGGCAGCCCGAGAACCCAUUAGUACAGUGUGUGUCUGCAGAGAGGAGACAUCUCAUUGAAAAUACAUGUCAGUGAUUAAUGAAUCCAUUCAAGUUGCCUCCCUUGGGUCACUACUGCAAAGAAAAGUGCUACUGAAUCACUUCACCCUCCCCCCAACCCUUGAAACCAUUAGUGAUGCAGAGAAAGAACAUAGCUGUAGGCGAGACAGUAAAUAUUCAACCACGAGGGAAGACCAGAUAUGCAAGUAUUAAGUAAGAGAAACUAGAAGUGAAGAAUGAAAUGCCAAAGAUCAUUUUAUUUCUUUAUCUAUUCUCCUUCGAAAUGGAGUCCCCAACCACCCAUUCAAAGGAAAUCAGAUAUACAAUAAACAGACACUGUAGUGCAUCCUUACUUGUGACAUGUUUCCUAAGACCAGUGCAUAUUUUUAGACGCCUCUUAUUUGCCUAAUCAUGUGCAUGACACGGGCAUUUGUUAGGAUGACCAGUUGGUGCUCAAUGUCAAAUAAAAAAUAUUUCAGGUGAUAAUGGGCAGCAAAAUCUGAUUUUACAUUUGAAGCAUUUGGGAAGGUUAAUUUGUUAGCUGAAUAAUUUAAAGGAAAGAGGUGAUUCAACUGGCCAUGAUCACCCCCCAAUAGAUAUUAUGACUAAUCCUUACGAUUUAUUAUAUCUCUUUCUCAAUGAUCUAAUGUUUCAAUUUUUUUUCCUACUGGUAGAGAAUAAUAAAAAAAAGCAAUUUUUUAAAGUAUAUCCUUGGAGAAAUAAAACUGAAAUAGAAUUAAAAGUAUUUCUCACACAAUUGCAUCACAGUAUAAAUAAAACCAAUUCAUUUUGUGUAGACAUUCCCAAUCCCAAAAUAAUAACACAGAAAUAAUUCUACCAAGCAGCGACAGAAACACUUUUCUUGUACCAAGACAUAGGUAAGAGAAGUAAGGAAUUAAAGUGAAUUAGAAAAUCCAUUUUAUUGAUUGAGUUUACAAAAUAGUGGUGGGGUCCAAGUAUUUACAAUUUUAUUGGAGUCAAUUAUUGCCAGCACUUUGCAGCAGGAAUAACACUUCUAGUUUUUCAAUCGGCAAUAUUUAGAACCCCACUCUAGUGACCUGAUUUUAAACACUUUAUUAUAUUUACUGAGUCAAGAGUUAGUUUUUACUCUGUUCCAUAAUUUCAUUACAUGAAUGUAAGAUGAUGGUUUUACAAUAACGUAUAGUUUGAAUUUCUUUAUGUAUAUGCAAUAUACAUAUAAGAACCAAAUUCAGUAAGUGACGUGAUCGUUCCUACAUGAACAUUGAACUCUAUUGCCCUGUGUUGGUCACUUCCUCUGUUCAAUAAAUACUGAAGGAUACGAUACCCUUUUACUUUUCAA